This is a messenger RNA of Echinococcus granulosus, 2598 nucleotides long. RefSeq names its product asparagine-rich antigen. Bases 1 to 2598 code for a protein of 865 amino acids. The transcript is spliced from 12 exons. The record is from RefSeq and is a predicted model, not a curated record. Lineage: Eukaryota; Metazoa; Platyhelminthes; Cestoda; Cyclophyllidea; Taeniidae.
AUGUUCCUUUUUUUUACUUUUCUUAUACCUAAACUGGAUUGUCUCUUCCGCGAAGCCGAUUGGUGCAUUCCGGUGGCACCGUAUGUACAUACAUUGCAGUUGACUGCAAUUGCAAAGAGCCGAGGGGUUUGCAAUGUGGGUGCGCUGAGUGUGGAGGAGGCUGGGUCGGUAGCCUUGAGCCCCAGGGAGCAACGAGCCCUCCGGCGAAAGGAGAAAUCCCGUCUCGCUGCAAAAUUGCGACGAAACCAAGAGAGCAACAUCCUCUUCUGCCUACUUCGAGCGUUGCCGGUCUCGCUGCCUGAUACCGCCGUAUCGGAGGGAAGCAUCAAGACGACACCAUCAAAGCUGAAUUUGGAGAAAUCUGGAGUCAUUCGAAUGGCUGGACAGACCCUCUUUCUCUAUAACUCGCUUUCUCAAGUCCUAGGAACCAAAGCAGUGCCGUUCAUCAGUCUCCUCAGCAAAUCUCUCCACGGUCUCCUCGUUCACCCGACGGAUUCUACGGUGGUCUAUGCGACACCACCUCUGGCAGAGGCUAUUAACUGGCCCUGGAUCAAUCUCAUUGGAGUGAAAUUGGAGAGCCUGACAGACGAGGGCAAAAUGCCAACUAGGGCUGGUGAGACGGUGAAUCUACGAGUACUUGAGCAGACAAAUUCACCCGCAAAGAGCUCCGUCCACAAUCGUCCAUCCACACUACUGCGUUCACCCUCUCACUCUCCGACCUCCACGCUCUCCGCCUCUACUUCGGGAGGGGAUCAAACUUCACCCCUCUGGUCUCCGCACCUCUACAGAAGCAGUAAGAAUGGAACGUCUGGAACGUUCACUGGGACGCACUUCUCAGCUUCUGCAAGUAGUAAUAAGGCAGUUCCUUAUCUUAUUUGUACAUGUUUUGCUAUACUUCGCGUGCCAAUUACAAGGUCGGAAGAUGGCAGACCCAGCGCAACGGCGGAAUCCGCACCCCAGCCUGUCAACCACCUCAAUCUCUACCUUCUCCAGCCCACUCCAAAUCUCGGCUUACCCAAAGCCACAGCAGAUUCUGCAUCCCUCUUAACAGCAUCACCACUUGGGAGGACUUCAUCUACGACUCUGUCACAAAUAUCGACAAUUUCAUCCUCCCUUUCCUCUUCCUCCCCUUCUGCUUCCACUUCCUCCUCCUCCUCCUUCCAUCGGAACAAAGAACGUUAUCUUCAGAACCGUCUGAGACGCCUCCAGACGCAGAAUCCGCCGCCUAAACCCCUUGAAGACGAUUUUGUCUGUCCACGUGAUUUCUUUUGCAUUGUUCUGGAUCGCAGUCUAGCUGUGAAGUGGGUGGAAAAUAGUGAUCCCAAUAAAACCAGCAUUUUCUCUUCCAUGAUUAAUCAAUCUUUUCUGGACUUCAUUGCCCUCCAAGAUCUGGAGGCGGUGAGCAAAUUACUCAAUGAAUGUGUUCAACAAAAAUUAUCAAUUUGGACACCCUCAUAUCGUUUAAGGAUUCCUAUUUCUCAAUCAAACGGUAGUAGGCAGUCCAGUGGACCGUCUAAAUUUAUCUGGGUGAGAACGCUUUUCUCGAAUACCUUCGAUGCCAACAUUAGAUGUCUUCAUCAGCCCAUUGGAAAUGCACAAACCGAUGGCAUUCAAGUCUGCCUUCAUCAAAAAAUAGCAUCCACCUCAACCACGGGCACCUCCGAAAGCCGACAUCAUAAUGGCAACUCGAUGUCAACCGUUGUGGCCACUACACCUCAGGUUAAGCGACCAAUCAGAGUACUUAAAUUGCAGUCACACCAUCAACCGUUGUCACAACAACCAGUGGCUGAGUCGACGCUACAGCCUCUUCGUGUCUCACCAAGUCUUCCGACAAAUUCUGCUCCCUACCUGGCUCCAUUGGCGGCUGCACCGACAAGGGACACACAAAUUAUUUAUGAGCCCCCUGCCUGUUUGACACCACAGACGCUGGUGACGACUCCAUGGGUCAUCUAUACUCGAAGUAUCAGCGCUCCACAGGCAAGUUUGUCCAAAACAGUAUCUCCCCUUUCACAGAAUUCGUCUUUCAACUUCCUUCUACCAGGAGAGUGCAAUGAGAUCCCCCUUCAGCACUCCAACAAAAUUCCCCGACUUAGCCCACCUCACACCAUCGUAGAAUCGUCUCAAAUUGAAAGGUGGCCGAUGACGACUUCCUCCCCGGUACUGAAUCUGCCCGACAUGCUCCAGGAAUUGGAUCCGGAAACUCUGGCAAUGCUGGAGGAGAACGAGGAUGCAAAAUCAGAUUCUCUGCUAACAAGUCUCAGUUUUGAUGACAUUCUUUCCUCCAUCAGUAUCACACCGAGCAGUGGGGAUGAACUAAAUCAAGAUAAACAGAUAUGCACAAGCGGGUCCUUUUGUUCCAGUGAAUCCUCUCCUCCAUCUCUACCGGAGAGUUUUGUCUCGUCCACUUCUUGUACCAGGAAGAAUCAGCCUUCACAGCAACAACAGCAGUUGCUACAACAACGGGAAAUGUCACUGUUCAGUGAUGUUGAAUUAGACACGGAUAUGCCCUCAGAUACGGAUGAGUUCUGGGAUGCUCUUGUAACAAAUGUGAUGAAUCUUCCAUUAGAUAUAACCAACCUCCCAAUGGAUGUACGCUAG